CGGGGCCAACUGGGCAAGGGCAGAGCAGAGUAUCGGAUCACAUCACAUCACGCAUAGAAUUCGUUGUGCUGCCCCGUCUCCAAAUCGCAUAUCGAAUUCUCGUCAUGGAAUCCGUGGAUCUCGUUCCGGUGUUCGUCGGCCGUGCGUGCGCGUGUGUGAUCAGUCCUGAGCGCCUUGUCGCUGCACCAACCGCGCGGCCCUGCUAAAGCAGUUAUGCCCGGAGAGGAUCGCUGUCAUAUAAACUCGGUCCCCAAUGGCUGCGCGAGGCCCAGACCAACCCCCUCCCCAGACUCCGCGGAGCACGAAUCCAGGGUCGGUUACAGAUUCCCAUUCCUAUCCCGCCUCCCGCUCCCGCUCCGGGGAUGACCGGGGAAAUCAAGAACCUCGACGGCGACAAGGCGCUGGCGGCGCCGGCCGAUGACGGCGGCGGAGCGGCCGGCCAUGGCAGGAAGGGCGGCAAGAACAAGCUGUCGCUGGUCCCGCUCAUCUUCCUCAUCUUCUUCGAGGUCGCCGGCGGGCCCUACGGCGCCGAGCCGGCGGUGCAGUCGGCGGGGCCCCUCUUCGCUCUGCUCGGCUUCCUCAUCUUCCCCUUCAUCUGGGCCAUCCCGGAGUCGCUCGUCACGGCCGAGCUCUCCACCGCGAUGCCCGGGAACGGCGGCUUCGUGGUCUGGGCCGACCGCGCCUUCGGCCCCGUCUCGGGCUCCCUCAUGGGCACCUGGAAGUACGUCUCGGGGGCCAUCAACGGCGCCGCCUUCCCGGCGCUCUGCGCCGACUACCUCGCCCGCGUCGUGCCCGCCGUGGCCGACGGCGGCGCGCGGGUGGCCACCAUCGUCACCUUCAACGUCGCGCUCUCCGUGCUCAACUACACCGGCCUCAGCGUCGUGGGGUGGUCCGCCGUGGCGCUGGGGGUCGCCUCGCUAUCGCCGUUCGUGCUCAUGUCCGGCAUCGCGCUGCCCAAGAUCCGGCCGCACAGGUGGGCGGCCACCGCCGGGGACAAGGACUGGAAGCUCUUCUUCAACACGCUCUUCUGGAACCUCAACUACUGGGACAGCGUCAGCACGAUGGCCGGCGAGGUGGAGAACCCCGGCAGGACGUUCCCGACGGCGCUCAUGUCGUCCGUGGCCAUGACGUCCCUCGGCUACCUGCUGCCGCUCAUGGCGGCCACCGGCGCCGUCGACGCGCCGCCGGAGCAGUGGGGGAACGGCUUCUUCGCCGACGCCGCAGGCACGAUCGCCGGCGACUGGCUCAAGUACUGGAUCGAGGUGGGCGCGGUGCUCUCUUCCAUCGGCCUCUACUCGGCGACGCUAAGCAGCGCGGCAUUCCAGCUUCUUGGAAUGGCGGACCUAGGCCUCCUCCCCCGUGUGUUCGCGCUACGUGCCCCGAUCUUCAACACUCCCUGGGUCAGCAUCGUGGUCACCAGCCUCAUCACCCUCGGCAUGUCCUUCUUCAGCUUCAACAACAUCGUGGCCGCUGCCAACUUCCUCUACAGCCUCGGCAUGCUCCUCGAGUUUGCCACGUUUGUCUGGCUUCGGAUCAAGCGGCCAGAGAUGUCGCGCCCCUACCGCGUACCGCUGCGACUCCCAGGCAUCGUUGUCCUCUGCCUCGUCCCCUCGGGGUUCCUUGUCUUCGUCAUGGCCAUCGCUGGUUGGAAGGUGUAUGCCAUCAGCGCUAUGUUCACUGCAGCAGGCCUCGGGGUGUAUUACCUCAUGAAGUUUUGUAAGGUGAGAGGGUUCCUCAAGUUUGGCACCGUCGACGGCGAGGGUUUGAUGUAUGAGUGUCAUCAGGGGAGAGAAAAUGUCAGUGUUUGAGGGUUGUGAUUCUCUUGGUAUCACAAAAACAACACUGAUUUGGUGGGUGCAAUCAUGACAUAUUGCAAGCCGACCAUUUCUCUCCUUUCCUUUCAUCAGCAGCGUAGCGAAAUAGCAUUUUUCAUAGCUUACUAGAAGCAUAUGAGUACAUAUCAUUGCUUUUCUCUUAUCUUGGUGGAUCUCUGUCUGCUGGCUAAUAUCUGAUGGGUUAUUCAGUUCUUGAGCUGCUGGGUUGUUGA
Molecule: messenger RNA, 2047 nt
Organism: Triticum dicoccoides
Lineage: Eukaryota; Viridiplantae; Streptophyta; Magnoliopsida; Poales; Poaceae
Product: probable polyamine transporter At3g13620
Exons: 2
Coding region: 363-1808 (481 amino acids)
Biological process (GO): transmembrane transport
Cellular component (GO): membrane
Molecular function (GO): transmembrane transporter activity
Source: RefSeq, a predicted model, not a curated record